This is a messenger RNA of Dioscorea cayenensis subsp. rotundata (Guinea yam), 933 nucleotides long. Its product is annotated as ethylene-responsive transcription factor 4-like. Bases 103 to 783 code for a protein of 226 amino acids. Gene Ontology annotation, biological process: regulation of DNA-templated transcription. NCBI's taxonomy places the organism in Eukaryota, Viridiplantae, Streptophyta, Magnoliopsida, Dioscoreales, Dioscoreaceae. Gene Ontology annotation, molecular function: DNA binding; DNA-binding transcription factor activity. The record is from RefSeq and is a predicted model, not a curated record. The transcript has a single exon.
GAACCCCUACUCCUAAUUUCAUACCUCGAUCGCGAUCUCUCUUCGAUCUAAUUAAAUCUUCAAAAAUAAAAUAAAAAACAGCAAAAAAAAAAAGGUAGAGAAAUGGCACCUCGUGAGAAAGGGCGUGGAGCGGCGCGUGCCGGCGUUGAUGGCGCGGUGAAGGAGGUGCAUUUCAGAGGAGUGAGGAAGCGUCCGUGGGGACGGUACGCGGCGGAGAUCAGGGAUCCAAGCAAGAAGAGCCGGGUCUGGCUCGGCACCUUCGACACCGCCGAAGAAGCGGCCAAGGCCUACGACGCCGCUGCGAGAGAGUUUAGAGGAUCUAAGGCGAAGACGAAUUUUCCUUACCCGGAGACAUACCAGAUUCCCAGCGCCGCCGCUCCUGGCGGCGCCGUUAGCCCUAGCAGCCAGAGCAGCACCGUCGAGUCCUCCUCCCGUGAGACGCCGGUAAUAGCGAAGCCACAACUCCCUCCGCCUCUCGAUCUCGAUCAUUUCCCCCACUCCGGCGUUGCACGGUUCCCCUUCCAACCCUUCGCUUCUGCACCACAGCCUUUCUUUCUCUUCAACGCGAUCGUCAGAUCGGAGAAACCCGGCGCCGGAGUGAAUCACCAGCGGCUGAAGCUAGAUCGCCCGAGUUUUCUCACCGAUUUCCACGUUCCCGUCGUAGCCAGUGUCCAGAGCGACUCUGACUCCUCCUCCGUCGUAGAUCAUCACCCACCGCCUUCUCCACGCAAGCCACUGCGCUUCGAUCUCGACCUCAACCUCCCUCCCCCGGACCUCGCCUGAGUAUGCUCGUCUCUCGCCGGAUCUUGCACCGAGUUUAACAAGAAAACAAGGAAUGAAAUCUCUCCUUUUUUUUCCGCCGAAUUAUUAUUAUUAUUUUUUUCAAAAAAGCGUAUCUCACACGCUUCGCUGAAUUACUGUAAAUAUUUCGCG